Populus trichocarpa (black cottonwood) is the source of this 3095-nucleotide messenger RNA. RefSeq lists its product as uncharacterized. The coding region runs from base 279 to 3095 and encodes 938 amino acids. The transcript is spliced from 4 exons. The record is from RefSeq and is a predicted model, not a curated record. Lineage: Eukaryota; Viridiplantae; Streptophyta; Magnoliopsida; Malpighiales; Salicaceae. Gene Ontology annotation, molecular function: zinc ion binding; nucleic acid binding.
CCCAUUGAAUGGAGGGAUGAUAUGGUUUAUGAGGUGCAACCAGAAGCUAUAGUCGACCGACAAGUGAGGAAGCUUAGGUCAAAAGAUAUAGCUUCAGUGAAAGUGCAAUGGAAAGGUCAUUCACGUGAGGAAGCGACAUGGGAGCUCGAGGAUAAGAUGCGUGAGGAGUAUCCUCAUCUUUUCGAUAAUCUCGAUAAUCCUGAUAUUCUACCGACAGGACGUCAGUAGGAUUUUCUUCGGUGUCUGCUUUUGGCUUCUGUUUGCUUUUGAGUCAGGAAAUGCCGAGGAAUAGACGAAUAGUUGAUACUGUUAGAGUAGAGGAUGAUCAGGAUGAUGUCCCUAUUGGGCGGUUGGGAACUGCAAGGCAGAGAAGGAGGCGCGGUGCACCCGUGCCUCAACAUGUUGAGGAGGUACCUCCACCAGUGGAGGAAGAGCCUCAGGAGAUAGAAGAGGAAGAUAUUGUUGAUGAAACAGGUGUGGGGGUAGCUGACCCUGAACCUGUUACAGAGUUUCAGCAACUUAGCCAGGUUGUGCGAACCUGGAUAGAGUUUUCUAUGGAGAGAGAUAGAAGGAGGGAUAGAGAUGUACCCUCGACAUCCCACACUGUUCAGGGAGUUAAUGUGCCGUUGAAUGACUUCAUGAAGUUGGCACCUCCUAUUUUUACUAGGAUGGAUAGUUCAGAGGAUCCUCAGAGGUUCCUAGAUGAUAUUUGGCGACGGUGUGAAGCUUUGGGAUGUACAGACCACCGAGCUGUGAGUUUGGCAUCGUUCAGGUUGGAAGGAGAUGUGGCAAUCUCUUGGUUUGAGUCUAGGAAAAGAGCAAGACCAGUAGAGGCUCAGUGGACAUGGAAGGAGUUUAGCUCCAUGUUCUUAGACAGGUUUCUCCCUCAGAGCGUCAGGGAUGCUCGACUUUAUGAGUUUGAGAGGCUAUCUCAGGGGAGCAUGACAGUGGAUGAGUAUGAUCUGAAGUUUACUCAGCUGUCUAGGUAUGCAGAGCAUCUUCUAUCCACUGAGGAGUGGAGGGUGAAGAGGUUUAUUAGAGGACUCAAAUCCUCUAUGUAUAUGGUGAUGGUGUCACAGGUGUUUCCAUCAUACUCCUCAGUUGUUGAUAGCGCCAGGUUGAUAGAGGCGCGAGAAUUAGAGGACAUGACUGCAGGCCAGUCUAAGAGGCCUAGAGAAGAGGGUCAGUCUUUUAGGCAACAGGGAUUAAGUGCAGGUCCGUCUAGGGGACGAAGUGGCCGUCAGGGCUCAUGGGUUCAGAGGAGGUUUAGACAGAGACCGUCAGUUGGUGGCUCAGGCGGUCAGAGUGGCAGUAGUGGUACUCAGAGUUUAGUUCAGACUGCACCUCGUAGUUCAUUUAUUACACCUAGUGAUAGUUCUUCAUGUCAGCACUGUGGAGGAAGUCAUACUAGUGCAGAGUGCUACAGAAGGACCGGGGCUUGUUUUAGUUGUGGCCAGAUAGGUCAUAAGAUCAGAGAGUGCCCGAGGAGACAGUUGUCAGCUUCGGGGUUAUCUGCUUCAGUCCAGCAUCCUAUUCAGGCACCAUCGACGAGCCAGUCUGUGGCUCAUGGGGGUAGAGGUUUUGGUGGCCGUGGUCAGAGAGGCCGGGGUGCAGGUGAUAGAGGUCAGAUACAGCAGGGUCAGGGGCAUGCUAGAGUUUUUGCCUUGACUCAGCAGGAUGCUCAGGCAUCCAACACAGUUGUUUCAGGUAUUCUUCCUGUUUGCUCUUUUGAAGCAAAAGUGUUGUUUGAUACGGGUGCAACUCAUUCAUUUGUUUCCCCAUAUUUUGCCAUGAGGUUAGAUAAACAACCAACUUUGUUAAAAUCCCCAAUUUCAGUCUCCACUCCCUUAGAUGAAUUAAUAUUGGUGAAGUAUGUAUAUCUAGAUUGUGAAAUAGAGAUUGGAGAUAAGAUCUUUAUGGGAGACUUAAAUGUCUUAGAUAUGGUUGAUUUUGAUGUGAUUUUGGGAAUGGAUUGGUUGGCAAAGCAUAGGGCUUCGGUAAAUUGUUGGGGUAAGAAAAUAAUAUUUGAUCUAGAUGAAGAAGUUGGGUUGGUAUUUCAAGGAGAUAAGAUUGGGUCUCCAUCAAUUAUGUUGUCGGCUAUCUCGAGGAAAAUGGCUAGAAAAGGGGUACAGUGCUACCUUGCAUAUAUAGUGGAUAUAGAGAAAGAAGUUCCUCAAUUAGACCAAGUCCCUAUAGUUAGGGAGUUUAUUGAUGUCUUUCCCGAUGACUUACCUGGAUUGCCUCCAUAUAGGGAUAUUGAGUUUUGUAUUGAUUUGGUUCCGGGUACUGAACCAAUAUCAAUGACACCAUAUAGAAUGGCGCCAGCAGAAUUGAGGGAGCUAAAGGAGCAACUGCAGGAUUUGUUAGAUAAAAAGUUCAUCCGACCAAGUGUGUCCCCUUGGGGAGCCCCAGUGUUGUUUGUGAAGAAGAAAGAUGGGUCAUUGAGGUUAUGUAUAGAUUAUAGGCAACUGAAUCGGGUGACUGUUCGAAAUAGAUACCCACUCCCUCGCAUUGAUGAUUUGUUUGACCAGUUGCAGGGAGCUCAAUUCUUUUCUAAGAUUGAUCUUCGAUCUGGGUAUCAUCAGUUGAGGAUUAGGGAGGCAGACAUUUUGAAGACAGCUUUUAGAACUCGGUAUGGUCAUUAUGAGUUCUUAGUGAUGUCUUUUGGGUUGACGAAUGCACCAGCAGCUUUUAUGAAUUUGAUGAAUAGAGUGUUUGGCCAGUUUAUUGAUCAAUUUGUGAUAGUUUUUAUUGAUGAUAUUUUGGUGUAUUCGAGGUCUAAAGAGGAGCAUGAGCAGCACUUGAGAAUGGUGCUUCAAACUCUGCGAGAACAUCAGUUGUAUGGCAAGUUCUCAAAGAGUGAGUUUUGGUUGGAGAGUGUAGCAUUUCUUGGGCAUGUAGUGUCAAGGAAUGGGAUUGAGGUUGAUCCUCAAAAGAUUGAAGCAGUUAAGCAGUGGCUUAGACCUACUUCGGCGACAGAGAUUAGAAGUUUCUUAGGUUUGGCCGGCUAUUAUCGGAGAGUUGAAAGAGAGAUUGACUACAGCGCCUGUUCUAGCAGUACCAUCAGGUUCUGGUGGUUACACAGUGUAUUGUGA